UGCACCUCCUCGCCUGCAUCUGUAAUGGUCUAGGACUUUAAGUCUUCAGUCACUGCUACUGUUCAGAACAGCGCUUGAAUAGGGCAUCAGCACACACAAAAUGGCGUAUGGGACCACGCAGUCUACUGCAACCCUUGAUACUCCUCCCUCAGAAUCAAUACCCACACCAUCCACAAGCCGAGAUGCCGAGGAACACGAAUCUGAACUACCAACAAGGGUCAAAGUAUGGCAACGAUUGAAGUCUUUCUACUACCGGAAUUUUGGCCUGUUUCUAGUAUUUCUAGCCCAAACAUGCGGUUCUAUAAUGAACACAGCAGCAAAGCUGCUCGCCACGGGAUAUGAAGAAAAAUUCCAUAGCUUGCAGAUCAUCUUUGUCCGGAUGUCAUGCACGACUAUCAUCGGCUGUUUAUACAUGUGGUAUAAUAAGACUCCCGACUUUCCGUUGGGGAGACGCGGAGUUAGGAAAUUGCUGGUCUUGCGAGGCUUUGCAGGAUUCAUAGGAUUGUUCGGACUCUACUAUUCACUCACAUGGCUUGAAUUUUCCGAUGCAACCGUCAUAACGUUCUUGAUUCCCACCAUGACAGCCAUUGUCUGUUUCGUUUGGCUUCGAGAACCCUUCACGUAUAAAGAAGCUUUUGCAGGUUUCAUCGCGUUUUGCGGCGUUUUAUUUGUUGCUCGGCCGCGAUGGCUAUUCCCCCAUCCUCCUGCGGAUCCCAUAUCCGGCAAGCCAGAGCCGCAUGGUGAAGCAAUUGUAGAUGCUUUCACUAUGAUCAGCGAACAUGCAUCACAAGAAAUCAGGGUAACUGGUGCCAUAUCUGUGAGCCAACAUACGAUAGCUAUCAUGUUGGCUAUUGUGGGAACAUUGGGGGCAUCAAUGGCAUAUGCCACAAUCCGUGUCAUUGGGAAACGCUCACACGCGCUCAUAAGUGUGAAUUACUUCGCUGCCAUCGCGACGGUUGGUUCCGCCACUAUCAUUCUUGCUCACCCAGAUCUCCACUUUGUGAUCCCUCGCACUCUGGGUCAAUGGGGGUUGGUCACUAUCAUUGGCCUUACUGGCUUCUUGCUCCAGUUUCUCUUAACUGAAGGACUGCAACGAGAAAAGGCGGGCCGCGCAACAAACCUGACUUAUCUUCAACUAGUAUUUGCACUGGUGAUAGAGCGUGUCAUUUGGGGAACAACACCGCCAGUCGAGAGUCUUGUUGGUGCAAUGCUCAUUAUCGGUGCGGCAAUCUGGGUCAGCCUCCAGAAGAAUGCACCAAUUGUCGAUCAGAAGACACAGAUCCCUGAUGAGGAGAGCAGACUGUUGGGAGACGAUAAUGAAAGGACUCGAUGAUGCAUCCUCGCGAACUAAUGUCUCACAAUAUCUAUAUCUUACGACUUUUCACAAUUCCUCAAGCUUCUAGAAUUUCGUGUUUUUCCAGGCUCUAUUGUUCAGACGAUACGAUUACGCUCGCUAGUCAGCAUUGGACUGUAGCAGGCCGUACGCUAGGCACAUAAUACGAAAGUCUUAUGUUGCACUUGUCUACUAAUGUUUUUGGCGGUUGAACUGGCUUAGCGAAUGAGGAAGGAGGUUAAAUAAUUACGACUCUGACAGAACAACCGAAGAUAGACGAAUUGUGCGAUAGGCGCAGUUGACAAAUAGCAGGCCAACCGAGGCCAGCCCCGCUAUGCGAAGUGGUAUGACCGGGUUGCCGUCAUAGUUUAAGCUGACAAUAAUAAGC
This is a messenger RNA of Aaosphaeria arxii CBS 175.79, 1721 nucleotides long. RefSeq lists its product as uncharacterized. The record is from RefSeq and is a predicted model, not a curated record. NCBI's taxonomy places the organism in Eukaryota, Fungi, Ascomycota, Dothideomycetes, Pleosporales. The transcript is spliced from 3 exons. Gene Ontology annotation, cellular component: membrane. The coding region runs from base 101 to 1333 and encodes 410 amino acids.